CACCGCGACCUGAGCCGGGCGGCGGCCGAGGAGCUGCUGGCGCGCGCGGGCCGGGACGGCAGCUUCUUGGUGCGGGACAGCGAGAGCGUGAGCCGAGCCUACGCGCUGUGCGUGCUGUUCCAGAAGCACGUCCACACCUACCGGAUCCUGCCCGACGAGGACGACUUCUUGGCCGUGCAGACAUCGCAGGGCGUCCAGGUGAGGCGCUACAAGACCCUGAGCGAACUCAUCACCCUGUACCUGCAGCCCAACCAGGGCCUGGUCUGCACCCUGCUCUACCCUGUCGAGCGCGACAAGGACAAGGAGAACGCCGAGGACAGGGAUUACUCAGAUGGCGAGGAUGAAAAGCCCCCAUUGCCGCCGCGCUCUGGCUCUACCAGCUUCUUCAUGGUCAGCACCGGGCCUGGCUCGGCCAGCCUGGGACCCACAGCUGCGCCGGAUGGGGCAGUUGAGAGUGCCAACGGCCUCAGCACCAUCUCGCACGAGUACCUGAAGGGGAGCUACACGCUGGACCUGGAGGCAGUCAAGGCGGGGGCCAGCAGCUUGCCCCAUCUCAACAAGACCCUGGUCACCUCCUGCAAGCGCUUGCAUAGCGAGGUGGACAAGGUCCUGUCAGGCUUGGAGAUCCUCUCCAAGGUGUUCGACCAGCAGAGCUCGCCCUUGGUCUCCCGCAUCCUCCAGCAGAGCCCCGGGCAGAGUGGAGAGCAGGAGCUGGAGAGCCUGGUGCUGAAGCUGUCCAUCCUCAAGGAUUUGCUGUCCAGCAUCGAGAGGAAGGCCCUGAAAGCUCUCCAGGACAUGAGCUCCACGGCACAGUCGGCCCCGGCUCAGCCCCUGUCCCGCAAGGCCAAGAGCAUCCCUGUCCAAGCCUUCGAGGUGAAGCUGGAUGUGACACUGGGAGACCUCACCAAGAUCGGCAAGUCGCAGAAGUACACGCUGAGCGUGGACGUGGAGGGCGGAAAGCUGGUGGUCCUCAAAAAGCAGAAGGACUCUCAGGAGGACUGGAACACCUUCACCCACGACAAAAUCCGGCAGCUGAUCAAGUCUCAGCGGGUGCAGAACAAGCUGGGCAUUGUCUUUGAGAAGGAGAAGGACAAAACUCAGCGCAAGGACUUCAUCUUUGUCAGCGCCCGGAAGCGCGAGGCUUUCUGCCAGCUGCUGCAGCUGAUGAAGAACAAGCACUCCAACCAGGACGAGCCCGACAUGAUCUCCGUCUUCAUCGGCACCUGGAACAUGGGAAGCGUGUUCCCUCCCAAGAGCGUCACGUCGUGGUUCACGUCGAAGGGGCUCGGGAAGACGCUGGACGAGGCAACAGUCGCCAUCCCCCACGACAUCUACGUCUUCGGCACCCAGGAGAACUCCAUGGGGGACAAGGAGUGGGUCGACUUCCUGCGCGGCGCGCUCAAGGACUUCACAGACAUCGAGUACCGCCCGAUCGCGAUGCAGUCCUUGUGGUACAUUAAAAUCGUCGUCCUGGUGAAGCCGGAGCACGAGACCCGCAUCAGCCACAUCAGCACCUCCAGCGUGAAGACCGGCAUAGCCAACACGCUGGGAAACAAAGGGGCCGUGGGAGUUUCCUUCAUGUUCAACGGCACCUCCUUCGGCUUCGUCAACUGCCACCUGACCUCGGGCAACGAGAAGACGGCCAGGCGCAACCAAAACUACGUGGACAUCCUGCGGCUGCUGUCCCUGGGCGACAAGCAGCUCAGCUCCUUCGACAUCUCGCUCCGUUUCACCCACCUCUUCUGGUUCGGGGACCUCAACUACCGCCUGGAUAUGGACAUCCAGGAGAUCCUCAACUACAUCAACCGCAAGGAGUUCGAGCCGCUGCUCAAGGUGGAUCAGCUCAACCUGGAGAAGGAGAAGCACAAGGUGUUCCUGCGCUUCGCGGAGGAGGAGAUCACCUUCCCCCCGACCUACCGCUACGAGAAGGGCUCCCGCGACACCUACGUGUGGCACAAGCAGAAGCCCACGGGGGUCCGCACCAACGUGCCGUCGUGGUGCGACCGCAUCCUGUGGAAGUCCUACCCGGAGACCCACGUCAACUGCAACUCCUACGGGUGCACCGAUGACGUCGUGACCAGUGACCACUCCCCUGUCUUCGGCUCCUUUGAGGUCGGAGUGACAUCACAGUUCGUCUCCAAGAAAGGGCUCUCCAAGUCCUCGGACCAGGCCUACAUCGAGUUCGAGAGCAUCGAGGCCAUUGUGAAGACGGCUAGCCGGACCAAGUUCUUCAUUGAGUUUUACUCCCCCUGUUUGGAAGAGUUCAAGAAGAGCAUCGAGAACGACUCCCAGAGCAGCGACAACAUCAACUUCCUCAAGGUGCAGUGGUCCUCCAGGCAGCUGCCCACGCUCAAGCCCAUCCUCUCCGAGAUCGAGUACCUCCAGGACCAGCAUCUCCUGCUCACCGUCAAGUCGCUGGACGGCUACGAAUCCUACGGUGAGUGUGUGAUCGCCCUCAAGUCCAUGAUCGGCAGCACGGCCCAGCAGUUCCUCACCUACCUGUCGCACCGCGGGGAGGAGACGGGCAACAUCCGCGGCUCCAUGAAGGUCCGGGUCCCCACUGAGCGUGUGGGCACCCGCGAGAGGCUGUACGAGUGGAUCAGCAUCGACAAGGACGAGACCGGAGCAGCCAAGGGGAAGCAGCUGCCCAUCUCCCGGGCCAGCCAGGAGCACAAGUCGUCCGGGCGGAAGCACGCCCCGGGGGAGACGCCGGCCUGCCCCGCGGGGAAGCUCUCCGAGGAGCCAGACAAGGCCGGCGCCCCGCUCGCCGCCCGCCCGGACGACGCCUCCCAGAGCCGGUCCAAGCAGGAGGCCGCGGCGGAGCCGGACGGGGCCCCGCUGAAGAACAGCUUCAACAACCCGGCCUACUACGUGCUGGAGGGGGUCCCGCACCAGCUGCUGGCCGCAGAGCCCCCCGCCGCCUCGCCGGCCACCUCCAAGCCACCGACCCCCAAGAACAAGGUGCAGAUCAUGGUGCCCAUGCAGCCCGAGCGGCGCAGGCCCCCCACAACUGGCCAGACGCCCCCGGGCCGGGGGGACGAGACCUCCUCGGACGAAGAGCCCGCGCCCCUCAACCUGCCGCCCCCCGACUUCCCGCCCCCGCCGCUGCCCAAAUCGGUGGAGCUGGAGAUGAGCGACAACCCCUUCUACGCCAGCACCAAGGAGGCGGGCCGGCGAGACGACGCCGAGGUCAAGGCCAAGGCCCGAGCUGCUGUGGCCUUCAGCGAGCCCCUGGAGACCAAGCCACCCCCACCCAAGGUGCACCCGCGUGCCCAUGCCCCCCCCGAGCACGGCUUCCUGCUGGAGGGCUCCGGCGCGGCGCCGGCGCCGGCGGGGCUCCUGGACGACCGCUCCUGCUCCGUGCUGCAGAUGGCCAAGACCCUGAGCGAGGUGGAUUACCUAGGCAGCAAAGGGGGCGGUGGGAGCCGGGAGACGGGAAACCGCCCCGCGCCGGCCCCGCUGGGCAAAGGGCGGCUGGAGCUGCCCCCCCGAUGCCUGCUCCCCGACUACAGCCGGUCGCCCAGCUUCCCACCCCGCUCCAUCCGGGAGAGCAUCGAGGAGGACCUGGCGGAGGAGGCCGUGUGCCAGGGGGGCCGGAGCAGCACCAGCCUGGACGAGCCCAGCGUGGGCGCCUGGCUGCGGGCCCUCGGGCUGGAGCGGUACGAGGAGGGGCUCAUUCACAACGGCUGGGACGACCUCGAGUUCCUCAGCGACAUCACGGAGGAGGACCUGGAGGAGGCCGGGGUGAUGGAUCCCAACCACAAGCGCCUCCUGCUGGACAACCUGAGGCUCAGGAAAUAGCGGGACCCCACGUGGCCCCGGACACGCCGCCCUCCCCAGUCCGGCGGGGGGGGUCCCCGCAGCCAUCCCUGCCCAGCGGGGAGGACACGGGGCGAUGGCCGGGAGCGCUGGGUCUGUGCCCCGCGCCGCAGCUCUGCGCUGAGUAUUCCCUGUGCCUUCCAGGAGGACUCGAGCUGGAGACCCCCAAACCCGGGGGGACGUGGGGGGUCAGCGUGGUCCAGGCCGCUCCAUUUCCAUGCAGCCUCCUGCUGUUUUAAAUUAUUGCUUAUUUAUUGUCGGAGGGGGUGGGCGUUUGUGUCCAGGCCGUGCCUUGAGGUGGGGUUCAGCCCAGCCAGCGUGGCUUGGGACCCCGCCAAACCCUGGAGGGGCCUCAGCACUGGGGCAUGGGGGUUGGAGGGGACAGGGUAGAGAGCAGGGA
Messenger RNA from Gavialis gangeticus (Gharial), 4219 nucleotides. RefSeq names its product inositol polyphosphate phosphatase like 1 (gene INPPL1). NCBI's taxonomy places the organism in Eukaryota, Metazoa, Chordata, Crocodylia, Gavialidae. Gene Ontology annotation, molecular function: protein binding; phosphatase activity. The transcript has 29 exons. The annotation marks the transcript as partial. The record is from RefSeq and is a predicted model, not a curated record. Gene Ontology annotation, biological process: phosphatidylinositol dephosphorylation.